AUGUGCGUUGUCAAUCCAAAACAGGAUCAAGCUCAAUGUGAAUCAUGCUGGGCAUUUUCUGCAUUCAAUACUCGGGAAUUUCAAUAUGCAAUCGCAUAUGCACAACCACAGAAGCUUUCAGAACAGAGCAUUGUUGAUUGUGUUUUAAGUCAUCAGCUUAUGGAUAUGAUAUCCAAAUACCAAGAUGCAAAGUUUAUGUCGGAAGUGGAUCAUCAAAACUACUGGAUCGUUCAUAAUUCAUCGGGUCUUGGAUGGGGCGAACAAGGCUAUGUUUGCACCAUCCAAGUUGAUAAGAAAAUAUUUUAA
Messenger RNA from Trichomonas vaginalis G3, 306 nucleotides. RefSeq names its product cysteine proteinases family. The transcript has a single exon. Gene Ontology annotation, biological process: proteolysis. NCBI's taxonomy places the organism in Eukaryota, Parabasalia, Trichomonadida, Trichomonadidae. The coding region runs from base 1 to 306 and encodes 101 amino acids. The record is from RefSeq and is a predicted model, not a curated record. Gene Ontology annotation, molecular function: cysteine-type peptidase activity.